This is a messenger RNA of Homarus americanus (American lobster), 2391 nucleotides long. RefSeq lists its product as uncharacterized. The transcript is spliced from 6 exons. Lineage: Eukaryota; Metazoa; Arthropoda; Malacostraca; Decapoda; Nephropidae. The record is from RefSeq and is a predicted model, not a curated record.
AUGACGGGUGCACAGAGAGGUCAUCUUUGGGUGGAUGAGCUCACCUGGCUGUAUCCUCAGCGUUUACACCCCUCACCGUCCUCAACCUUCAGGCAUGAGGCCCCAUCAAGGAGAGUGUGGACACAGCGCACUGUAGACCAAGCCUUCUGUAAACAAGGAGGCAGCGAGGCCGGCACUGUCAUCCACCACCUUCACUUACCCACCUGUGUAUUGAACACAGUGCAUCAGGAGCCGCGUGUGGUGUUAAUGGGAGGCGGUGGAGAGUGGCGGCUGGCGGUGGAGAGUGGCGGCUGGCGGUGGAGAGUGGCGGCUGGCUGUGGAGAGUGGCGGCUGGCUGUGGAGAGUAGCUGCUGGCGGCCAGAGUACCACAAGAGGUUCACUCACACCGGAUGCUGGCAGCUGGUGCUCAUGCAACAUGCAUGUGAGGGACCAGAGGACCAGGAGAGACCAGGGAGGGACCAGAGAGACCAGGAGGGACCAGGAGAGGACCAGGAGGGGGGGGACCAGGGAAACCGGGAGAGACCAGGGAGGGACAAGGAGGACCAGGAGGACUAGGAGGGACCAGGGGAGGACCAGGGAGGGACUAGGAGGGACCAGGAGGACCAGGAGGACAGAGGCACAAGGAACGGUGGUACCACAGCCGUCGGCCAACACCCACAAAAACAUAAUUACUUAAAGGAAGAACAGCGAACAGGACCAUCAGAACAGGACCAUCAGAACAGGACCAUCAGAACAGGACCAUCAGAACAGGACCAUCAGAACAGGACCAUCAGAACAGGACCAUCAGAACAGGACCAUCAGAACAGGACCAUCAGAACAGGACCAUCAGAACAGGACCAUCAAAACAGGACACCAUCAGAACAGGACCAUCAGAACAGGACCAUCAGAACAGGACACAUCAGAACAGGACCAUCAGAACAGGACCAUCAGAACAAGACCAUCAGAACAGGACACAUCAGAACAGGACCAUCAGAACAGGACCAUCAAAACAGGACCAUCAGAACAGGACCAACAGAACAGGACCAUCCAAGAACAGGACCAUCAGAACAGGACCAUCAGAACAGGACCAUCAGAACAGGACCAUCAGAACAGGACCAUCAGAACAGGACCAUCAGAACAGGACCAUCAGAACAGGACCAUCAGAACAAGACCAUCAGAACAGGACACAUCAGAACAGGACCAUCAGAACAGGACCAUCGAACAGGACCAUCAGAACAGGACCAUCAGAACAGGACCAUCAGAACAGGACCAUCAAAACAGGACCAUCAGAACAGGACCAUCAGAACAGGACACAUCAGAACAGGACCAUCAGAACAGGACCAUCAGAACAGGACCAUGAACAAGGACCAUCAGAACAGGACCAUCAGAACAGGACCAUCAGAACAGGACCAUCAGAACAGGACCAUCAGAACAAGACCAUCAGAACAGGACCAUGACAGGACCAUCAAAACAGGACCAUCAGAACAGGACCAUCAGAACAGGACCAUCAGACAGGACACAUCAGAACAGGACCAUCAGAACAGGACCAUCAGAACAGGACCAUCAGAACAGGACCAUCAGAACAGGACACAUCAGAACAGGACCAUCAGAACAGGACCAUCAGAACGGACCAUCAGAACAGGACCAUCAGAACAGGACCAUCAAAACAGGACCAUCAAAACAGGACCAUCAGAACAAGACCAUCAGAACAGGACCAUCAGAACAGGACCAUCAGAACAGGACCAUCAGAACAGGACCAUCAGAACAGGACCAUCAGAACAGGACCAUCAGAACAGGACCAUCAAAACAGGACCAUCAGAACAGGACCAAGAACAGGACACAUCAGAACAGGACCAUCAGAACAGGACCAUCAGAACAGGACACAUCAGAACAGGACCAUCAGAACAGGACCAUCCAAGACAGGACACAUCAGAACAGGACCAUCAAAACAGGACCAUCAGAACAGGACCAUCCAGAACAGGACCAUCAGAACAGGACCAUCAGAACAAGACCAUCAGAACAGGACCAUCAGAACAAGACCAUCAGAACAGGACCAUCAGAACAGGACCAUCAAAACAGGACCAUCAGAACAGGACCAUCAGAACAGGACCAUCAGAACAGGACCAUCAGAACAGGACCAUCAGAGAACAGGACCAUCAGAACAGGACCAUCAGAACAGGACCAUCAGAACAAGACCAUCAGAACAGGACCAUCAGAACAGGACCAUCAGAACAGGACCAUCAGAACAGGACCAUCAGAACAAGGACCAUCAAAGACAGGACCAUCAGAACAGGACCAUCAGAACAGGACCAUCAGAACAGGACCAUCAGAACAGGACCAUCAGAACAGGACCAUCUUAACCACCUGCACAUUAGCCAUCCCACAUACGUCAACUAUAGCGGCGGUGCGUGA